AUGGAAAUCGAUCCGCUGCUGCAACACGCGCGAGACGGGGACCCUCAACGGCCUUUUUACACGCCGACCCGACCGAUAAUGAGCUCAGGCCCAGAAUACCCGGAGCCCCCAUCCCACGCACCCAUCAACCCCUAUCAAAGCCGGGAUACACAUGGUGAUGGACACGGGGACACACACCCGUCGUUCGGGAUGGGCCCCGACAGCAAUCAAUCCCCAGAGCCGCACGACGCACUAGGCGACACCAAACGGUCGCGGGCAUGCGAGCCAUGCCGACAGCUCAAAGUGCGCUGCGACCCAGAUCCGGCACACCCGGAAGGGUCAUGCAAGCGGUGCGCGAAAGCGCGGCGGACGUGUGUUGUGACUGCGCCGACGCGCAAGCGGCAGAAAAAGACGGACAGUCGGGUAGCAGAGUUAGAGCGAAAGAUCGAUGCUCUGACGGCGACGCUGCAGGCGUCACAUUCGCCUAGUGCGCUGUUAUCUGGUAGGGCGGGACAGCAAGCAUCGCCGCCUGGGCAGCGGGAUGAGCAGCUGGCUGGUCGGAGGUGGAUGGGUGGGGAGUCGAUGAUGGCUGGGAGCAAGCGGCAGCAUACCGGCGAAAUCAAGGAUUCGUCUGUUGGGUUGCUGGCGCCGCGAUAUUCCCGACCGGGUAGUCCGUCUGCUGAACAGAUUCCUAGCCAUUCCUCGAAGCAUUGGCGCAGACCUGUUGGUGGUGAUUCUGCGCCGCCGCCGCCGCCGAGACCCGAGGCUGGGAAUGAGUUUGCUGAUAUGAUCGACCGGGGGAUUAUUGAUUACAAGACUGCCAGCGCGGCGUUUGAGCGGUAUAUCCAUCAGAUGGCGCCAGAGCUGCCUUUUGUUGUUUUCCCGCCGGGGACUACGAUGGGCGAGGUUCGGCGCAAUAAACCUUAUUUGUUCCUUGCGAUCAUCGCCGUCGCCGUUGCCGUCUUUAAUUCCGACGCACAGCCGAUCCUCGUGAAUGAGACAUAUCGUCUGAUCGCCGAGCAUGUUAUUGUCAAAGGCCAAAAGUCGCUUGAGCUGGUUCAGACUCUAAUGGUCUGUUCUAUUUGGUAUCUGCCACCAGAUAACUUCGACGAGAUCAAGUUCUAUACUUUGACCCAUUUGGCUGCGGUCAUGGCAAUGGAACUUGGAUUGAACCGUCGCAUUUUCGAUAAUAGACGGAGCUUCAACAUGAUCCGCGAACUGAUCAUUAAAAAGCCGACGGGUCCAACAUUUGAUCCAGAUGGACCGGAGGCAAGGAGGACUUGGGUUGGCUGUUAUUACUUAUCUGUCCACAUGGCGGCGGCUUUGAGGAGAGUAAACUUGAUCACCUGGCAGCCGUACAUGGACGAAUGCCUUGAAAUUCUAGAAACCCACCCGGAUGCCCUACCCUCCGACCGGAAGUUGAAAUGGUGGGUAAAGCUGGGAUUGAUCAUGGAGGAUGCCGGACAUCACUUUUCUGAGGAGGAUCCUCUAUCCAUUACCACCUUCGCCGACAGUAAGGUGUGGUAUAAUAUAAAAGUGUUUGAGGACCGAUUGGCACAGUGGAGAAAAGACGUCCCGCGGGAUAUUUACACUGAGCCAAUGAUUCACACAGAACAUGUCUUGAAUCUCUUCGUGCAUGGAUCUGCAAUGUGUGUGGACUACAACACUGGCAACAACUCUCCAUCUCAGAAUGAGUUGCAGAACUCAUCAGCUGCGGCGGCCGUUGGUGCGUUGACCACGGCUAUCCGCUGCAUUCACGAGAGUCUGGAUAUCAUUUGCGCCAUUGAGAUUGACCGACUUAUAUCCUUGCCUACAAUGUCAUUAGGGAGGACAUCGUAUCCCGUGGUCAGUUUGAUAAAAAUAUACUCACUGUUCAUGUCACCGGAAAGUGGAAUCAGCAAGAUUCUUGACGUGCAGAGUCUCAAACUUGAUUACUAUCUGGACAAGGUCAUCGCACAUUACCGCGCCGCCGCCGCGCGUGAUGGUGGCCGUGCAGCAGCGAAAUUUGGAAACAUAAUGGUCCUGUUGCGCAAUUGGUUUAUCAAAAAGCGUGACCAGGGAGAUCAUGGCCGGGAAUUGAAGGAGGUCUUUGCGAAUGAUCAGAAACCCUCCGAUCGCCGGCAGGCACAUCGGAGCCAUGAUACCCCAACCGCGUCAUCUGCCACUCCCAGAACGCAGAUGGCACCGGGCAUGACACCCCUCCAUUUCCUCAGUGAAGUAGCGAUGGGCGACCCAGCGCACCGAGCGAACAAUCCCAACCCCCAACGCUCAAUAGCCGGACAGUCUUAUUCCUCAAACCACAGUCCAAGCUCAACAGUGAACCCAAUGACAACGCCAGGCUCAUCCAGUUUCGGGCCCGACCCACCCCAAACCAGCUGGUCAUCUGGCGCAUCAUACCCAACCACUCUUCCGACCCCAGACUCGAACCAGAUCGAGACAAGGGGUUACUACCAACCCUACUCAUCCGAAAUCACACAGAACUACCCAGAUCUACCGUCGAGUGCGCAGACUCAAGGAUACCCGGACAUGUCCACCGUGGCUGGGAUGCAGCUUGCUCCUCCGAUGGGAAUGGCACCUGAGGUAGGCAUCGACCCGAAUUUCAGUGAUCCUUGGUAUACGUUAGGGAAUAUGAUGGAUGAGGGACUGUCUACAUUCCCGCUUUCUUUUGAUCUGAAUUUCGGAUUGUUUUAG
Messenger RNA from Penicillium samsonianum, 2670 nucleotides. RefSeq names its product putative C6 transcription factor (War1). Gene Ontology annotation, biological process: regulation of DNA-templated transcription; DNA-templated transcription. The transcript has 3 exons. NCBI's taxonomy places the organism in Eukaryota, Fungi, Ascomycota, Eurotiomycetes, Eurotiales, Aspergillaceae. Bases 1 to 2670 code for a protein of 889 amino acids. Gene Ontology annotation, molecular function: DNA-binding transcription factor activity, RNA polymerase II-specific; zinc ion binding; transcription cis-regulatory region binding. The record is from RefSeq and is a predicted model, not a curated record. Gene Ontology annotation, cellular component: nucleus.